This is a messenger RNA of Cataglyphis hispanica, 2638 nucleotides long. RefSeq names its product general transcription and DNA repair factor IIH helicase subunit XPD (gene Xpd). Gene Ontology annotation, biological process: nucleotide-excision repair; transcription by RNA polymerase II; positive regulation of mitotic recombination. The record is from RefSeq and is a predicted model, not a curated record. Gene Ontology annotation, cellular component: nucleus. Bases 177 to 2456 code for a protein of 759 amino acids. Gene Ontology annotation, molecular function: DNA helicase activity; ATP binding; hydrolase activity, acting on acid anhydrides, in phosphorus-containing anhydrides. Lineage: Eukaryota; Metazoa; Arthropoda; Insecta; Hymenoptera; Formicidae. The transcript is spliced from 13 exons.
GCAACAAUUUCUAUAAUAUGUGCAGAGUGGUACAUACAGAUUCAUAAGAUUAGUAAAUACGAAACAGAAAAGAUGUAAUUCAUUCUGUACUUUAUUUUGAAGUAUUUUUAUUUUCUCAAACGCGUGACACUUCUUUUUUAAAUGUUAUAUAUAUGUAACAACGUGCGAAUAACAAUAUGAAGAUAAGCGUUGAUGGAUUGAUUGUAUAUUUUCCUUAUGAUUUUAUUUAUCCAGAGCAAUAUGCAUACAUGCUUGAGCUCAAGCGUGGCUUGGAUGCUAAGGGACACUGUCUAUUGGAGAUGCCUUCAGGCACUGGCAAAACAAUAACAUUGUUAUCUCUCAUUGUAGCAUAUAUGUUGGAGCAUCCAUUGGAUGUUACAAAAUUGAUUUAUUGUUCUCGAACAGUACCAGAGAUAGAGAAAGUUAUAGAGGAACUGAAAAAACUUAUAGACUAUUAUGAAAAAGAAACCAAAAGCAAGCCAAAAAUUGUUGGUUUAGUUCUUAGCUCUCGUAAGAAUAUGUGUAUUCAUCCCGAGGUUAGUAGAGAGCGAGAUGGUAAAAUUGUAGAUGGUCGUUGCCACUCUCUUACUGCAUCAUAUGUACGAGAAAGACAUAAUUAUGAUGAAUCUACACCAAUUUGUAAUUUUUACGAAGGAUUUGACAUAGAAGGCAAAGAGCAAAUUAUUCCUCCUGGUAUUUAUUCCAUUGAUGAUUUGAAAGAUUAUGGAAAAGAACGUAAUUGGUGCCCAUAUUUCCUUGCGAGAUUUACAAUUUUACAUGCACAGAUUGUAGUUUACAGUUACCAUUAUUUAUUGGAUCCAAAGAUUGCUGAAACUGUAUCCAAAGAACUCAACAAAAGUUCGGUAGUUAUCUUUGAUGAGGCUCAUAACAUUGAUAAUGUUUGCAUCGAUUCUAUGAGUGUGAAAAUAAAUAGAAAACUAAUGGAAAAAAGUUCGACUAACAUACAACUCUUAGAGAAAACUGUAGCUGAAAUGAGAGAAGAUGAUGUAAAUAAAUUGAAAGAAGAAUACAAUAGACUAGUUGAGGGAUUAAAAGAUGCUCAAUUACAGAGAGAAACCGAUAUCAUUUUAGCAAAUCCUAUCUUACCAGAUGAAGUACUCGAAGAAGUUGUUCCGGGUAACAUAAGAAACGCCGAGCAUUUUGUCAGCUUCCUGAAACGAUUCGUCGAGUACUUGAAAACUCGCUUACGUGUCCAACAUGUCGUGCAAGAGUCACCCGCGGCAUUUCUAAGGGACAUCCAAGCAAAAGUCGCUAUUGAACGGAAGCCAUUGCGAUUUUGCGCCCAAAGAUUAGCAUCUCUUUUACGCACAAUGGAAAUAACAGAUCUAACGGACUUUUCUCCAAUAAUAUUGGUGACCCACCUUGCGACAUUAGUCUCCACGUACACGCACGGUUUCACGAUUAUAGUAGAACCAUUCGACGACAAAACACCGACGGUUUUGAAUCCAGUUUUACAUUUUAGCUGUCUAGAUUCUUCUAUUGCUGUCAAGCCUAUAUUUGAUAGAUUUCAAUCUGUGAUAAUUACUUCUGGGACUCUCUCUCCAUUGGAUAUGUAUCCAAAAAUCUUAAACUUUCAUCCAGUCAUAAUGUCGUCAUUUACAAUGACAUUGGCCAGACCGUGUCUUUUACCUAUGAUCGUUGGCAAAGGUAAUGAUCAAGUAGCCAUUUCAUCCAAAUACGAGACACGAGAAGAUGUAGCAGUUAUAAGAAAUUAUGGCCAACUGUUGGUCGAAUUUGCUGCAACAGUACCCGACGGCUUAGUAUGUUUCUUCACAUCAUAUUUAUACAUGGAAUCUGUGGUAGCUGCUUGGUAUGAUCAAGGAGUUGUGGAUCAACUUCAGAGGCACAAAUUACUCUUUAUUGAAACUCAAGAUUCGGCGGAGACUAGUUUAGCUUUGAUAAAUUACAUAAAGGCUUGUGAAAAUGGUAGAGGGGCCGUUUUACUCUCUGUGGCUCGCGGAAAAGUAUCUGAAGGCGUCGAUUUCGACCAUCAUUUGGGCAGAGCUGUGCUAAUGUUUGGUAUACCUUACGUGUAUACACAAUCACGAAUCUUAAAGGCACGUUUAGAAUAUCUCAGGGAUCAGUUUCAAAUUCGAGAAAACGAUUUCUUAACUUUCGACGCCAUGAGACAUGCCGCUCAGUGCGUAGGACGUGCAAUUAGAGGUAAAACCGACUACGGUAUAAUGGUGUUUGCAGAUAAGAGAUUUUCGAGAAUAGAUAAACGGAGUAAAUUACCAAAAUGGAUACAAGAACAUUUAAAUGACAGUUUAUGCAACUUAUCUACCGAGGAAGCCAUACAGAUCAGUAAAAGAUGGUUACGACAAAUGGCACAGCCAUUUACACGUGAAAAUCAACUUGGUUUGUCAUUACUGACAAGAGAACAACUUGAAAAAGAGGAGGCUGGCAAAAUUGAACAAAAAGCACAGCAAAAAUGAUAGUGUGACACUAGGCCGAAUAGUCCAGUUUACUUAGGCAAAAUAAUCUGCACCAUUUACAGAAAAUAUAUUUCAUGCUGUUUGGUUGUACAAAUGCCUAAUUAUAAUUUGUACUUUUGACCAGAAUUGUAUUCUAAGUAAAAUGUAAGAUAUAAGUAUACACUUUUCUAAGAUUAACAGUA